Molecule: messenger RNA, 1788 nt
Organism: Zophobas morio
Lineage: Eukaryota; Metazoa; Arthropoda; Insecta; Coleoptera; Tenebrionidae
Product: palmitoyltransferase ZDHHC17-like
Exons: 19
Coding region: 76-1758 (560 amino acids)
Biological process (GO): protein palmitoylation
Cellular component (GO): Golgi membrane
Molecular function (GO): protein binding; palmitoyltransferase activity
Source: RefSeq, a predicted model, not a curated record
UACACUUGAAGUUUUUAAAGCAUUUAUAUACCCAAAUAACUACAACUGACGGCUCUAAAACAGUUUAAUUACCGUAUGAAUAACUUAGAUAGUACAACAAAUGAUUCUGAGUUAACCCUUGUUAAAGCUGUCCAAGAAGGCUUCUUGGAACUCUGCAGACAAAAAAUAGAAAUUGAAGGUUAUGAUGUAAAUCUAUUAGACAGUGAAGGUGUUUCCCUUUUGCAUUGGGCAGCCAUAAACGACAGAAGGGAAGUUGUUAGGUAUUUGCUUCAAAAGGGAGCAAUCUAUGAUAGACAUUGCGGAGAGUUUGAUUCUACAAGCCUACACUGGGCAGUUUACCGUGGUCACCUGCACACGAUUAUUCUUCUUCUUCGCUACGGUUCCGAUCCCUACGAAGAAGAUAAUAGAGGGUGCAAUGCGCUUCAUAUAGCUGCUCAGUUUGGAUAUCCUCUUCUUUGCAUUUAUUUUGUUGAAAAGUGUUACAUGGAAGUAAACACUCGAGAUGCGUUCGGGAUAACACCUUUAAUGUGGGCGGUGACCAGUUUCACAGCAGUUGAUACAGUAAGAGCGCUGUCCGGCCUGGGCGCUGACUUAAAUUUGCAAGACAAUAACGGAUUAACAGCGCUUCACUGGGCAGUUGAUAAAGGGAAAUUAAAAGUUGUUUCGGAAUUGUUGGAGAGAGGCGCGAGAAUAGACAUAAAAGACUGCUCUGGCCUGGAUGCUGAGGCGUUUUCAGAAGGAAAGAAGCAAAAAAAAAUCACUGCAUUUAUAAAAAGAUGGCGCUUCUAUAAAUUUUCUCCGCUUAGCAAAUAUCAAUGGCUACAUCGACUUAUACUAUUUGUACUUCCGGGGGUCGCACUGCUAGCCAAUCUCCUUCUUGUAGCCGCCCUCCCGGCUAUAAAGGCCUUCAUUGGUAUCAUUGCCGUAUGGCUGCUCCUGGCAUUCACUGCGAGAGCUUUCUGGCCGCUGAAUGGCAAGAAGCCCUUCUCGUUCGGGAUUGUGGUUGGAACGUUGACGCUCUUGUUUGUUGUCUUUGGAGUGUGGCUUGUUCCUCUUAACAGCGAGCAUGACUUUCUACUAAUAGCGUUUAUUAUAUCGUUCUACUGCUGCUGCCACUCGCUGUAUCUCUCGUGGAAGUGUGAUCCUGGCUUCAUCCGCGAGGCCGAAGUAAUCAGACUAACUGAGAUCAUUACCCGCGCAGAGGAAGAAAAGAUAGGCGAAGCCCACGUGUGCUACACUUGUUUGCUGCUAAAGCCUACCAGAAGCAAGCACUGCAGCCAAUGCGGGGAGUGCGUGCGCCUAUUUGACCAUCACUGUCCGUUUAUUAACAAUUGCGUGGGCGGGCGAAAUCACAGAUAUUUUAUUGGUUUUCUCAUUUUCCUGCCGCUCGGAAGCUACUUUUACCUUUGCUUAUGCAUAAACUAUCUCAGACACACGUGCAUGAGCGCCGACAGUAAAUCAGUGCUAUCUAUGCAGUGCCUUCACGCGGAAACAGUGGUGUGCUGGGCGGGUCUAACGGCAGCCUUCCACGGGUUUUGGGUUUUUUUUAUGAAUCUCUCGCAACUGUAUCAGAUUACGGUCAAUUUAACGACCAAUGAGCAAGUUCUUCUCCAUGCUCGGUCGGUUAGUUACCUGCAGGACGCCAAUGGAAAAUACACAAACAAAUACGAUCGCGGCUGCUGGCGCAACUUUACUAGUUUUUGGACCAAUCGGCGUCUUAGAGAAAACUAUGGGGAUGACCAAGCCUUGCAAGUCUAGCGGAUGGCGACCAGAUAUAGUUUAUUCCUU